Messenger RNA from Saccharomyces eubayanus, 1335 nucleotides. RefSeq names its product 2-aminoadipate transaminase. Gene Ontology annotation, biological process: biosynthetic process. The coding region runs from base 1 to 1335 and encodes 444 amino acids. The transcript has a single exon. The record is from RefSeq and is a predicted model, not a curated record. Lineage: Eukaryota; Fungi; Ascomycota; Saccharomycetes; Saccharomycetales; Saccharomycetaceae. Gene Ontology annotation, molecular function: L-2-aminoadipate:2-oxoglutarate transaminase activity; pyridoxal phosphate binding.
AUGGCUAACAAAGAGAUCAAUUUUUUCAAGGGACACCCAAGCUCGAGGCUGCUGCCUCGAGAUGAGGUGGUUCGGGCGACCGCGGCCGUGCUGGGUCCGGAGACCCGAGAGUACGAUAACGACCCCUAUAAUAGGCAUCCGCUGACGUACGGGUCGGACGAAGGUGCUCUGUGGGUGCGGGAGCAGAUCUGCGGGUUCUUGAAUGACCAGGUGUUCAAGUUUGAGGGCGGGGCCCCCGCCAGGACGCAGCCAGACUACUUGAAUCUGGAUAACGGCGCCUCGUACGGCAUGCUGAACAUUCUUUUACAGACGACGUUGCCGCACAACGGGUAUACCAGGCAGGCGUUCAUCAUCACCCCGACGUACUUCUUGAUCAACGACUGCUUCACGGAUGCCGGGUUCAACGGCAAGCUGACCGCGAUCAACGAGAAGGGCCACGACUCGAUCGAUUUCGAGUCGUUGCUGGCCGCGCUGGACCACCACGAGGCGGCUGCCGAGGCCAGUGGCGGCUCGACCGCGAUCAUCCAGGGCUCGAAGCUCACCAAGAAGAUCUACAAGUACGUCAUGUACUGCAUUCCAACGUUUGCGAACCCGACGGGCAACACGUACUCGUCCGAGACCAGACACAGACUCAUCGACAUUGCCCGGAAGUACGACAUGCUGGUCAUCACCGAUGACGUGUACGACAUCCUGGACUAUACCACGCCCGCCGACCAACUGCCCUCGCCACCUCUGAGAAUGGUGCAUCUCGACAGGGUCACGGCGGCUCCGGGCGAGGACUCGUUCGGUAACACGGUCUCCAACGCGACGUUUUCCAAGCUGAUUGCGCCCGGGCUCAGGUUCGGCUACCACGAGUCGAUCAACGCGAACCUUGCCAGACAGUUGUCUAAGGGUGGCGCCAACGUCUCCGGCGGUACGCCCUCACAGUUGAACUCGAUGAUCGUGGGCGAGCUGCUGCGUAGCGGUGCCGCCCAGAGAUGCAUCGCGUACUUAAGAUCUGUCUAUUCCGAGAGAGCCGCAGUGCUGACCGCGGCGCUCGAGAAGUACAUGCCGCCGGGCACGGAGAUCCCUCCCUUGAACGGCGGCUACUUCAGCUGGAUCACCUUGCCACCGGCCUACGAUGCCAAGGAAAUCGCCGGUGUUCUGGCGCAGAAGCACAACGUUAUCCUGGCCAGCGGCUCGAACUUCGAGGUCGUCGGCGACGAGAAGAACUGGGGCCAGUCCUCGUUCAGGCUGUCUAUCAGCUUCCUCGAGCCGGACCAGAUCGAAAAGGGCAUCGAGUUGUUCGGCGCCGUUUGCAAAGAUCAUGCCGUGGCCAAUAAUAUAGCUAUGUAA